This is a messenger RNA of Brassica napus (rape), 2288 nucleotides long. Its product is annotated as WD repeat-containing protein 26 homolog. Gene Ontology annotation, molecular function: protein binding. The transcript is spliced from 5 exons. NCBI's taxonomy places the organism in Eukaryota, Viridiplantae, Streptophyta, Magnoliopsida, Brassicales, Brassicaceae. Bases 292 to 2034 code for a protein of 580 amino acids. The record is from RefSeq and is a predicted model, not a curated record.
GAGGAGAGGAGCCGCUGAUCAAAGCCACGUUUCGUGUCUUCAUCUUCCUUAUUGUUGUUGUUGGGUCGCUUCCUCUCUGUCUUUCCUUUUCAUCUUCUUUCUCUCUCUCUCUAUCUGAACUUCCUUCCUCUCUUCUCACCGCUUUUCUCAUCUCCACCGAUUUAUUUAUUUUAUUCCGUGCUGUGUUCAUUAACCAUAUCUAUCUCUCCUGCCAUCGCCAAACCUUAUCUCCUGCUUCCUGGGUUUUUGCUUCUUCCUUGGGUUAGUUAUAUGGGCUGAACUAGGAAUUUCAUGGGAGUUGUGGAGGAUACUGAACCUCCUUUGAAACGUGCUAAACGCGACGAAGAAACCAACGGCUUCUCUGGUAGUAACUCUUCCGUUAGAGUUAGCAGUAGUGUGAACAACUCUUUGGGAGACCUGAUGGCAAGGCCUCUCACCUCCUCCCAAGGGGAUGAUGAAACCAUCGGCUCCAAAGGAGUCAUUAAAAAAUCUGAAUUCGUUAGGAUCAUCACUAGGACUCUUUAUUCGCUUGGAUACGGUAAAGCCGGGGCUAUGCUCGAGGAAGAAUCCGGGAUCCCUCUGCAUCACUCCUUCGUGGAGACGUUUAUGGAGCAGGUUAGGGACGGGAAAUGGGAUGAAAGCGUUGUCACGUUGCACAGAAUCGGUCUGUUGGAUGAGAAGGAUGUCAAAGCUGCAUCGUUCUUGCUACUAGAGCAAAAGUUCUUAGAGCUUUUGAAGUUUGAUAAGAUAGGUGAUGCGCUUGGCACCUUGAGGAACGAGAUUGAGCCUCUUCGUAUUAAUACAAAGCGUGUUCAUGAGCUCGCUUCCUCUCUUAUAUCGUCGGGUCCGGGCAAAGAGAAUGUGAGUUCGAGGUCCAAGGUUCUUGAGGAACUGCAAAGCUUGCUUCCUGCUUCUGUUAUAAUCCCGGAGAAGAGGUUGGAGAGUUUAGUUGAGAAUUCACUUCAUAUUCAGCGGGAUGCUUGUGUUUUCCAUAAUACUUUGGAUAGUGAUUUGUCUUUGUAUUCUGACCAUCAAUGCGGGAAGCACCAGAUUCCUUCUCAGACUGUUCAGAUCUUGGAGUCGCAUACUGAUGAAGUUUGGUUCUUGCAAUACUCGCAUAAUGGCAAAUAUUUAGCUUCAUCUUCCAAGGAUCAGACUGCAAUUAUAUGGGAGGUCAACGCAAAUGGGCAUAUGUCUUUGAAGCAUAAACUUGUGGGCCACCAGAAGCCGGUGACUGCGGUCUUAUGGAGUCCUGAUGAUAGUCAAGUUCUUACAUGUGGAGCAGAAGAGGUUAUCAGACGCUGGGAUGUUGACUCAGGAGACUCUCUUCACACUUAUGAGAAAAGCGGCGUCGGUCCCAUUUCUUGCGGAUGGUAUGCUGAUGGUAAAGGAAUAAUCGCAGGGAUGACAGACCGAAGCAUCUGCAUGUGGGAUUUAGAUGGCAGAGAGAUGGAGUGCUGGAAAGGUCAGAGGACGCAAAAGGUCUCAGACAUAGCGAUGACGGAUGAUGGAAAGUGGCUUGUGAGUGUAUGCAAGGACUCUGUGAUAUCUCUGUUCGAUAGGGAAGCGACAGUUGAGAGGUUGAUCGAAGAGGAAGACACAAUUACAUCGUUCUCGCUUUCGAAUGACAACAGAUAUGUGCUGGUGAAUCUCCUCAACCAGGAGAUACGUCUAUGGAGUAUCGAAGGUGAUCCCAAGAUUGUGACGAGAUACAAAGGCCACAAGCGUUCACGGUUCCUCAUCAGAUCAUGCUUUGGUGGCUAUGAACAAGGUUUCAUCGCUAGUGGAAGCGAGGAUUCUCAGGUAUACAUAUGGCACAGAUCGACAGGGAAGUUAAUCAUCGAGCUACCAGGACAUGCAGGAGCGGUUAACUGUGUGAGCUGGAGCCCAACGAACCUGCAGAUGAUGGCUUCAGCUAGUGAUGAUGGGACCAUAAGGAUAUGGGGACUUAACCGGAUUAACCCACAUAAACAGGAGAAGCAAGUGCAAGGAAGUAGCAGUAAUGGUGUGCUUCACCAAUGCAAUGGGAACUGAUUAUGAUACCGUUUUCUUUUUUUUUUUAAAUCUACUUAACAGUUAUGUUGUUUCUUCUUCUUCUUCAUCAAACCUCUUUUUGUUUGUUUCCUUUGGCAAUGGAAUCAAAAGAAAGAAGGCAAAAGCUGUUUUUAAUUAUGAGCUCAUGGAAAAGAAUGCAAAUUGCAACAUUUAUUUCUUUUUCUUUCUUCUCUUGAUGCUUCAUUGUACAUAGAUUGUGAAUCAUUGAAUGGUACAUUUGCAAUUCUACUGUC